Molecule: messenger RNA, 162 nt
Organism: Ambispora gerdemannii
Lineage: Eukaryota; Fungi; Glomeromycota; Glomeromycetes; Archaeosporales; Ambisporaceae
Source: the annotation of a GenBank genome assembly
AUGGGAGAAAUUAAAGACGCGUUAAUUGCAUCGAACACUCCAACAGGACAGGAGACUGUGAAACCAGCAGGAUUAGAUUGUGUAUUAUUACCCGUUCCUUCAACUUCUAGAGAGUAUACUGCUGUCAAUACUUUUCUUUCGCCAACUGUAACAGUUUCCUAG